This is a messenger RNA of Esox lucius (northern pike), 1584 nucleotides long. RefSeq names its product sarcoglycan, gamma (gene sgcg). The transcript is spliced from 9 exons. Gene Ontology annotation, cellular component: sarcoglycan complex; sarcolemma. Gene Ontology annotation, biological process: heart contraction; cardiac muscle tissue development. The coding region runs from base 439 to 1368 and encodes 309 amino acids. The record is from RefSeq and is a predicted model, not a curated record. NCBI's taxonomy places the organism in Eukaryota, Metazoa, Chordata, Actinopteri, Esociformes, Esocidae.
GCUCAUACUUUGCCAGUGACUCACACUUGUUGCUCGAAGGUUUAACACAAAUCAGAUUACGGAAAACAACCUCUAUACUUCAGUGGCUGCACAGGCAGAUGAUUUGAGAGGAUAAUCGUAAGUAGAGAAGGCAAAGAGCUGAUCAUUUGAUAUGCAGGAAGUGGGAGCGCCGUCUUGUGGUGAUUAGUUGGGGGUAGUUGCAUGGCUGGAUUUAUAGUACGCAGCUGUUGAGCGCCUGACAGACACCCAAAGCGAGGGCUGUACCACUGCUACUACUGCUGCUACUGCUUCAGGGGGAGUUCAGUUUGCUACUAGAGAAAAAAGGAAACUGUCUCAGCACACAAAGGUUCAGUGCAGCUGCGUCAUUGAGGAGUCCUGGUCCCGACAUGCGGACAAUCCUAUGAGUGGUACAAAUUGUCUCAGCAAAAUGAGAAAUGGAUGGGUUGGAUGUCAGACGCUCUAGUUACUCUCUGUGGUUGGUUUGGCUUCUCUAAGCAGAUGGUGCAAGAGCAGUAUGUCACUACCACUCAGGACAGCAACGCCGCUGCUCCACUCUCCGACUCUAUCUAUAAGAUCGGGAUCUACGGCUGGAGGAAGCGCUGUCUCUACCUGUUUGUCCUGUUGCUCAUCGUCAUCCUCACCAUAAACCUUGCCCUUGCUGUAUGGAUCCUCCGCGUCAUGUGGUUUAACACAGAAGGGAUGGGACACCUAAAAAUAACUUCGGACGGAGUGAGACUUGAGGACGGCGAGUCAGAGUUCCUUUUUCCUCUCUAUGCCCAAGAGAUCCACUCCAGAGAGGACUCCUCUCUCCUGGUGCACUCAUCUGAAAAUGUUACCCUUAAUGCCCGCAAUGAAAAAUAUCAAGUCACAGGAAGCCUAUCUGUUGGUCCAGACGUGGCUCAGGGAAAUGCACAGAACUUCAUCAUCAGUUCUAACACCAAAACACUGUUUUCUGCAGAUGACAAAGAGGUGGUUGUUGGGACAGACAAGUUGCGGGUCACAGGUCCAGAAGGUGCUCUGUUUGAACACUCUGUUGAGACGCCUCAACUCAAAGCUGAGGCCUUGAAAGACUUGAGGCUGGAAUCUCCGACUCGCUUUCUGGCAAUGGAAGCACCAAAGGGAGUUUUUAUUAAAGCACUGGCGGGGAACAUUGAGGCUGCAUCUAACAUGAAUGUACUACUGCACUCCAGUGAAGGACUGGUGAUUCUUGAUGCUGAAACAGUUCGUCUUCCCAGCCUCCCCCUGGGACAAGGAGGGGUGUCUGGAAACGCCCAUGGACUCUACGAAGUGUGUGUUUGUCCCAGUGGAAAGCUAUUCCUGUCCAAAGCAGGGGUCACCUCCACAUGUAGCGAAAGCCAAGAGUGUUAGUAGUCUUUAACCUAAGAUAAUAACCCAGUGAAUUAAAAUGUAUUUGUAAUGAGUACUUUGAAACUCAUUCCUGUUAUUAUUAAGAAAGGUGAAAAAAGUAACGAAACAUGCACAUAACUGCCGGUUGAACAGCAAAGGUUUCAUUGUCCAUAAUGGAUUUUAUGUAACUGAAACAAUGACAACUUUAUAUAAAAUGUAGUGGCUUACUCCUUGCAA